UUCGUUCCUCACUUGUCAGUCCUCUCUAUAUCUCCAUCUUCUUCCUCCUCUACUUCUUCUUCACUUAGAAACCAACACACAUUCUGUUUUAUAUAACAUUUGGCCACGUUCACUCUCUACAUAUUCACAGAGAGAGAGACUAAUGGGAGUGUUUUACUUAACAUUUCUCACCGUUUUCCUCGCCGUUACCUCUGCCGUUACCGCCUGCACACCGUCGGACAAAGCGGCGCUCUUGGCCUUCAAGUCCUCCCUCAACGAGCCCUACUUGUCCAUCUUCGACUCGUGGACGGGCGACAAAUGCUGUGAAAACUGGUAUGGCGUCAGCUGCGACCCGACAACUCAGCGAGUCACUGAUAUCUCACUCCGUGGAGAGUCCGAAGACCCCAUUUUGGUUAAAGCUGGACGGGCCGGGUACAUGACCGGCUCCAUUAACCCGGCCAUUUGCCAGCUUGACCAUCUAAGUACUUUAAUUAUCGCUGACUGGAAAGGCAUUACCGGGAAACUCCCCGCGUGUAUAACUUCCAUUUCUUCGCUUCAUGUUUUGGACGUUGUCGGUAACCAGAUUUCGGGCGGGAUUCCGGAAGAUAUCGGUAACCUUCAGAAACUAACUAUUUUAAAUUUAGCCGAUAAUGCCAUAUCGGGUCCGAUUCCUAAUUCGUUAGUCCAGCUUCCUAAUGUAAAGCAUCUAGAUCUUACCAACAACCAACUUUACGGCGAAAUCCCGGCGGAUUUCGGGAAACUCAAAAUGUUAAGUCGUGCUUUACUCGGCCGAAACAAACUCACGGGAACUAUCCCGACUUCUAUUGGCAACAACAACAUGAAUCGGCUUGCGGAUUUGGAUUUAUCCAUGAACCAAAUCUCGGGUUCGAUACCGGAUGUAUUGGGUAAAAUGAAAGUCUUGUCAACUCUUAACUUGGAGGGUAACAAAUUGUCGGGUGAAAUCCCGGAUGAGUUGUUAAGUAACACCGGUAUGGGUAUCUUGAACUUGAGCCGAAACGCUUUAGAGGGAAACAUACCGGAUGUUUUCGGGUCAAAAUCGUACUUUAUGGUUUUGGAUUUAUCCUACAACAAUUUGAAAGGUCCGAUACCCAGUUCAUUAUCCUCCUCAGCAUAUGUCGGGCAUUUGGAUUUGAGCCAUAACCAUCUUUGUGGACCGAUUCCCAUUGGGUCACCGUUCAAUCAGUCCGAAUCGUCGUCGUUUGACAACAAUGAUUGCUUGUGCGGCAACCCAUUAAGGACUUGCUAAUUGUAUGGGAUAAUACCAGUAAAUUACUAAUCCGAAAUAUCGGGAUGUUAUAAUUGUUUAUUUGCAAUGUUAUUGUAAUAGUGAAUGUAAGUGUUUUUAUAAUAUGCUUUUAUCAGUUUAUGUUUUG
Messenger RNA from Pistacia vera, 1373 nucleotides. Its product is annotated as DNA damage-repair/toleration protein DRT100-like. Bases 143 to 1246 code for a protein of 367 amino acids. Lineage: Eukaryota; Viridiplantae; Streptophyta; Magnoliopsida; Sapindales; Anacardiaceae. Gene Ontology annotation, molecular function: protein binding. The record is from RefSeq and is a predicted model, not a curated record. The transcript has a single exon.